Molecule: messenger RNA, 1833 nt
Organism: Microsporum canis CBS 113480
Lineage: Eukaryota; Fungi; Ascomycota; Eurotiomycetes; Onygenales; Arthrodermataceae
Product: nuclear prelamin A recognition factor-like protein
Exons: 3
Coding region: 1-1833 (610 amino acids)
Biological process (GO): iron-sulfur cluster assembly
Cellular component (GO): cytosolic [4Fe-4S] assembly targeting complex
Molecular function (GO): 4 iron, 4 sulfur cluster binding
Source: RefSeq, a predicted model, not a curated record
AUGAGCGCGAUUCUUUCUGCGGAUGAUUUGAACGACUUCAUCUCGCCGGGAGUUGCAUGCAUUAAACCUGUUGAAACGUUGCCAAAAAAAAAGGAAGAGAAUCUGUAUGAAGUGACCACGGAAGAUAAGCUCGAAGAAGAGAACCCCCCACCAGCUCAGAUUUCUCUCACGGAUUGUUUGGCAUGCUCGGGAUGCGUUACGUCUGCUGAAGCGGUAUUGGUCUCGCUACAGUCGCAUGCGGAGGUAUUAAAUACACUUGAUGCCAGUCCCGAGAUACGGAUCGGCAGCGCAGAUGGAGCUGGAUGUGGAAAGAUAUUUGUUGCCAGUGUGAGCCCGCAGGUCCGGGCCAGCUUGGCUGCAACGUACGGUAUAUCAGAGAAGAAGGCAGGAUAUAUGAUCGAGCAGCUUCUCAGCGGGCCUAGUGGACUGAGAGCGGGCGGACAACAUGGCAGUGGGUUUACGUGGGUCGUUGACACCAAUAUCAUGCGCCAGGCAGUGUUGGAACUCAGCACGGCCGAAGUUACUGAAUCACUAGCCGCCGCCUCAUCUACGUCGUCUCGAGACGGGCAUGGAAAAUUCCCCAUCCCUAACAGACCUAUUCUCACCUCGUCUUGUCCUGGGUGGAUUUGUUAUGCGGAGAAAACCCAUCCACAUGUCCUACCUCACCUAUCACGUCUGAAGUCACCACAGGCAUUGACGGGGACCUUUCUCAAAACUAUUAUAAGCAGGAAACUCAACAUAUCGCCAUCACAGAUAUGGCAUCUUGCGAUAAUGCCUUGUUUCGAUAAGAAACUCGAAGCAAGUCGACAGGAGUUAACGGAUGUUUCUUGGAGAAAUGAAUCAAAUACUAUGGAAGAAUCCGGUUCGCCCAUCAGAGACGUCGACUGCGUUAUUACAUCCAAAGAGUUGCUUAUGCUCGCAUCUUCCCGAAACAUCACUCUUUCAUCCCUUCCACUCGAGCCACUACCAGCACACUACUCAACCCCGUUCCCGGACCAGACGGUCUCCCGCUUUCUUUCUGCCAAUGCCUUCCGCUCUACGCAAUCGUCCGCCGCCGGCCCAUCCGACGGAUACCUUCACCACCUCCUAACAACCUAUCAAUCCCGCCACCCGAACAGCAUAAUCCAAGCCCAACGAGGCCGCAACGCAGACGUAGUCGAAUAUACCCUCGUUUCAGCAACAGGCGAUCCAAUAAUCAAAGCAGCGCGAUACUACGGGUUCAGAAACAUCCAGAAUCUCGUACGCAAGUUAAAGCCUGCUCGAACCUCGAGACUACCAGGCUCAAGGGUCAUCCAGCCCAACCCUAACGGGGCAAGAACACGACCGUCACCAUUGGCAAAUGGAAAGGCUGCAACUCCUGCUCCUCCAUCUGAGUUUGCAUAUGUUGAAGUUAUGGCUUGUCCGGGCGGAUGUACGAAUGGUGGAGGCCAGAUUCGACUUGAAGACGCUAGACAAGCUAACUCAGCACUGUCGGAGAACGUGGCUCAAAACGGUCAAAAGUCGACGCCGCAAGAUCAACGGGCCUGGCUUGCCCGUGUCGAUGAAGCGUAUUAUUCGGAUUCCUCGGAUGAUGAGGGUCAGAAUGAUGGCGGUCAAUCUGCCGUUCCGGGGAGUGUAUCCUUGUCAGAUGAGAUUCAUUCCGUGCUAAAGUAUUGGUCCGAUAUGGUGGAAGUACCCCUCGAGGAUCUUGUUUAUACUACUUACCGGAAAGUGGAAAGCGAUGUAGGGAAGAAAAAGGGCCCGGCCGGAGGCAUGGACACCGCUCGUGUUGCGGAGCUGGCUGGCAAGGCUGGCGGUGGAUGUUCAAAAGGAAUGUGCUUCCACAGCAAAUAA